AUGCCGCGGAUGCAGAGCCCACACCAUACCCACAGUGAGGACGUAUGCCUUAUCAAGAUUGCCACAGAAAGGGCGCGGUGCUCAUAUCGCGGGAAAAACCACGACACCACCACCACCACCGCUGAAAAGCGAAGCCCAGCGCCAUGUAGCCCGCUCCAUCUUCCCACUGGCACCGCCUGCGUGGGGAAGUCAGCGCCAAGUGCGGAUAUGUGGGAGAGUGCCGUCGGCGUCGUGUCCAGGCAGCAUGAACAGCUCCAGCGCGGUGGAUGCCGGUGCUGUCUGUCAGCCCCACAUCGCACUCUCGCUGGAAGUCGUUAA
Trypanosoma grayi is the source of this 318-nucleotide messenger RNA. RefSeq lists its product as hypothetical. NCBI's taxonomy places the organism in Eukaryota, Euglenozoa, Kinetoplastea, Trypanosomatida, Trypanosomatidae. Bases 1 to 318 code for a protein of 105 amino acids. The record is from RefSeq and is a predicted model, not a curated record. The transcript has a single exon.